This is a messenger RNA of Sus scrofa (pig), 7380 nucleotides long. RefSeq names its product calcitonin receptor (gene CALCR). Gene Ontology annotation, cellular component: plasma membrane; axon. Lineage: Eukaryota; Metazoa; Chordata; Mammalia; Artiodactyla; Suidae. Gene Ontology annotation, biological process: positive regulation of cytosolic calcium ion concentration; adenylate cyclase-activating G protein-coupled receptor signaling pathway; cell surface receptor signaling pathway. The record is from RefSeq and is a predicted model, not a curated record. Gene Ontology annotation, molecular function: calcitonin receptor activity.
AAGUCUCCUCUCCAAGUCCAUUAAUCUCUCCAUUUUUUUUUCCAAGGGAAUCCAGCUAAUUUUACAGAAACUUUUGAGCUGCUCACACAGCCAUGCAAAAAGGAUCAUUUCCAAGAUGCUCAAAUUUCAGGGAAAUGGAAAUUUAAAUAAUUUCAGAAGAAAAGGAAAGCUUUGUAAUGAUUAAAUUACAUUUGGUGAUGCUCUUCUCUACUAGGAAAUAUAUUCUACUGGGAUUGGAAAUACAGGGGCAAGCUUGUCCCUUGUAAGGUUCUAGAUAAAACACCUUUGUGUGGAAUCUCAGAAAUGGUGAGAGGACUGGGAACCAUGGGUACAUCAGGGUAACUCCCACUCAGGCAUCCUCUGUAGUGCAUAACAACUCAGAAGAUCAAGACAUGCCUCUGACUUUAUAAAUAUUUAAUGAGUACAUUUACAAAUACAAAAAGUGCUCUGCUGUAUUGUACAACCUGGGGGAUACAGCCAACAUUUGCAACAACUGUGAAUGGAAAGUAACCUUUUAAAAGUAUAUAAAAUUUCUAAUUAAAAAUAAAAAGAAAAAUAUUCUUAAUGACUAGAAUUAGAGAAAUUAAAAAUUUUAAAACUAAAAAAAAAUGUGUUACAUGGUGCCCUCUGUCUCAUUCCAACCCACCUCUAUUUCUGCAAACACAAAUGUACAGAGAUACAUGCACAGUGAUGAGUAGCAAGGUUACAGGAGAGAGGAGAAAAGUGGAGAACAGGGCUGGUUUACACCUGGGGAGCAUUGGUGUAACAGCCCUUGCGGUUAACAGCCAGCAGUUGUUCUGAUUGGUAGAUGUUUUAAGUAGCAACAAUUGUUAAAUAUUUUGAAUAACAUCACAGGUUAUUUAACCCAUUUUAUUCAGGGCUAAGCGCCUUCUACCCUUUUACCCUACGAUAUCCUUGAGAUCAGAACCAUCUGUUUGGGAGUUUGGGAUUCUGUUAUUCCUGAAGGUAAUUAAGAGACAUUGAACUGGGUAUUUAUUGAAUGGUUUGAUUUGUAUAUGACAUUGAAUUCUACCUGAAUGUUUUAGAGUUUGACUUGAAGAGCUUAUAACUUGUUAUCGGCCAAUGAGUGCCUCUCAGGAAAUCUCCUGAGUAAGAGAGAAGGAUACUUUUCACAUAUCAAUAUUUUUUAAAGUAGACUUUUAAAACAAACCAUCAACUUAAUCAUCUAUUUAUUAGAGUUGCAGUUAUCCAGACAAGCUGUGGCAAAGUCCUACAAUUUCUAUUCCAAUAAAAUAAAUACUGAUAAAUCUGCAACAUUUGCCUAUAACUGCAAUGUUUUAGGCAAAUAAAGAGAAAGCAACACAACUUUCAUUCACUGACAUUCCUUAUUCUGGUUCUACCUUUUUUGCCUUGCUUUUCUCCCUUAAAUUCAUAAAGCCCAAGCUUUCUUCACAGCUCAGCCUGCAUAUUGUUUCUCCCCUCAUCACAAAUCACCAUGAAAUACUUUUCUCAAAGACAAGCACAUCCACAAGAUACUGUUUAACCCUGGACAAUUACAGUUGAAAUUUUCUGGCUAGAGGCAGGGGCAGUACAGCCCAGAUCUACUCUCAAGUUGCACAUGAGGACUUCAUUAAGAGUUCAAAAUAAUGCAAGACUAAACCCUUUCAUCAUUUGCAAAUGUUCACUCUCAGAUCAAUUUUCAUACUGUUUUCAUUCACCUUAGUUGUUCAUGAUACAAGUGUAAAAGUAGUAUACAGGACUUUGAAAUCAUGGGACUCCCCUUUCCUGUGACAAAUUGACUAUGUAGCUUCAUUCACAUUCAGGGGGACAAGUCUACAGCUUCUAAUCAUCCUCAUUGUAAUGAUCCUGUUAAGUCAAAACUGAGCAACUUUAUAAAAGAUCAAGUGAUAUCAAAUCCAUACAGAGAUAGAACAAGCCAAUUAACAGCCUAUCACCCCAUAUUAGCUUUCAUAGAGAACCUGGCUUCUCACUGUGCUUUAGCUCUCACAUUUGGAAUUAAUGAUCAGGACUCGUGAAGCACAGAUCUGGUUUUAAUUCUUACACAUGUAAUAUUCCAUACACCCUACUUCUCUCAGGAACAAAAUCGUAGACUAUCAUAUGCUGCCGCCUCUUAGAAAUUCACUGUAUGUCUAUGAUUUCCUUCUUAAAAAGUAGGAUCUAGUUAAGGAAUACUGUGUCAGUUUCACAGGUAUGUGAACACUUCAAAAGUUUUACCUUUUACACCAGGAAAUAAGUCUCAUCCAAUACCCGGGUAGUAAUAUUCCCAAUUAAGGGAGAAGUCAAAUUAAAAGCUCCUCCUCUUCUACCUACUUCCCCUCCCUGAAUUCCUUCAUUAUCUGUCUUUAUGCCUCAGAUAGCAAUUUAGGAGACAACUUUAGUUUCUCUUUAUUUCUCUCUCUGAUCAUAUUGGUGCUUGUUACUAAAGAGGGGUGCCUGUAUAACUGCAUUCCUAGCCAAGGGUUUUAUGCAUUUACUUACAAUUUGUAGGGAAUCACUGAAGGAGGAUACAGUUACAACUCAUUUGGGUAUAGAAAAUGGGUUGUAAUGAUUGAGACUUGCAGUUUGGAAACUGGUGUGAGGCUGUUGCUAGGGUCUGACUAUGGUGGUGGAGACCAGUGAACAGAGUUUAUGGGAGUCAUGGGCACUGGAUGUUGGGCACAAGGAAAUGCAUGAAAUCAAGGACCAUCCCUUGUUUCUUGUUUGGGUAACUCAUGGAUAAUUAUGUCACUUUCAUGGGAAUGCAAGGAGUUUGAAAGGAAAAAUAAUUCAUUUAGAGGAGUUCUAUGCUUCAUCAAAUUCAUUAGACUACAAAUCAUCAUUACUACAUGUUAAGUGAUUAUGUGAAGUUCCAGAGAUACAUACAUUAAAACAUUAUCCAUACCUGAAAGGGGUUUAGGAUCAGGCUCGGUUGUUAGACCAUGUAUAUACAUAGAUAAAAAAUGUGUGGCAGACACACAAAGUGCUAAAAGGGUGGUCUGGGUAAUAAAUUUUCUAGGCACUCAAAACCUACUUUUAUCUGGCCUUAUUUUCACUUCCUCAGAAGCUCAAACUCCAGCUGAAUUAAAUUAUUACAUUCUUUAUUCUUUAGCUACCCCUAAAUUUUUCUGUCUCUAUGUCUUGUUUAAAUCUGCUUUCUCUGCCUGUUUGGGUUUUUGUUUUUCAAAACCCUAUUUGGUUUUCAAAUUUCAGGUCAGAAUACAAAUCCUUCCCUCAUCCCCAAUCAGAAAUGAUCUUUUAUGAAGCUCCGUAUGUGUACCAUUUUGUCGCACUUUAACCCAGUCUGCAUUGUAGCUCUUUUAGCACAUGUCUUAUAUCAUUCAUACUACUCUCUUCCCCCUCCCCACCACGCUCAGUUUCUUCUAAUGGAACCAUAUCUCAUCCGGCUCACCCAUAUGUGCAUUCCUUGUAAUGCCUUAGCUCUUAAAACAUGUAUGUAUGUGUUUUUAACUUGCUGUCAGACUGGAGGUAAAUCAGAAACAAUGAUAAUAAUCAGCAUGUAAGAUGACACUUGAAACUUCUACCUUAUAUUCUCAAUUUCCUGGCAUACAGAUAUGUAAAUUAAAUGCAGUUUACUCUUUUGAGAAGAAGCAUAGCAGGCCAUUCAAGAUGGCUGGUCUCUUGCUCUCUGUACAUCCCCCUGCUCGACCAGGUCCUGCUUCUCUCACAUGCCUCUCCAAUCCUCUUAAUUAUAGGGCCUCAUUAGUAACUGCCUGCCUACGUGCUUGCCCCCUGCCCCAGCUGCUGGUUUCCCUAGUAUCCGAGCCAGUGACGUCAGUUCCUCCUAUAAAUGGUAGCCUCCUGUGCCCCCAUCGUAGGGAUGCUGCCUGUGGUAAACAGUGCGCUGUUGAUUCUGCUCUUUGGUUUAGGAGCCCCUGUCCAAUAAGCCACUGAUGUGUCUGUUGCUGUCUCUAAGUCUUCGGUCCCAAGGCUGGGCAACUACAAGGUUUGCACGCCUGCAGGGUGUAGUCCAACAACGGGUAAGAAGCCAGAAAGCUGAGAAAACUCCUGUGAGUGCCGGGAUAUUAGAAAAUAAGGACAAGGACUGACAAGAUCAUCUUCAAAAAUCAAAAAUGAGGUUCACACUUACACGCUGGUGCUUGACCCUCUUCAUCUUUCUGAAUCGGCCGUUACCAGUUCUUCCUGACAGUGCAGAUGGCGCCCACACUCCAACACUUGAGCCGGAGCCAUUUCUCUACAUUUUAGGGAAACAGCGAAUGUUAGAAGCACAGCACCGAUGCUAUGACCGAAUGCAAAAGUUACCCCCAUACCAAGGAGAAGGUCUGUACUGCAACCGUACCUGGGAUGGAUGGUCCUGCUGGGAUGACACACCGGCUGGAGUGCUCGCCGAGCAGUACUGCCCAGACUACUUUCCUGACUUUGAUGCAGCAGAAAAAGUUACCAAGUACUGUGGUGAAGACGGGGAUUGGUAUCGACACCCUGAGAGCAACAUAUCCUGGUCCAACUACACUAUGUGCAAUGCUUUCACUCCUGACAAACUGCAGAAUGCGUACAUUCUGUACUACUUGGCUAUUGUGGGUCAUUCUUUGUCGAUUUUGACCUUGCUGAUUUCCCUGGGGAUUUUCAUGUUUCUCAGGAGCAUUAGCUGCCAACGGGUGACUCUGCACAAGAACAUGUUUCUGACUUACGUUCUGAAUUCUAUUAUCAUCAUCGUCCACCUGGUUGUGAUCGUGCCCAACGGAGAGCUGGUGAAAAGGGAUCCGCCGAUCUGCAAGGUUCUGCACUUCUUCCACCAGUACAUGAUGUCAUGCAAUUAUUUCUGGAUGCUCUGCGAGGGGGUCUAUCUUCACACUCUGAUCGUGGUGUCCGUGUUCGCUGAGGGACAGCGCCUGUGGUGGUAUCAUGUCCUGGGCUGGGGGUUCCCGCUGAUUCCAACUACUGCUCAUGCCAUUACUAGGGCAGUGUUGUUCAAUGACAACUGCUGGCUGAGUGUGGACACCAACCUGCUUUACAUCAUCCACGGCCCUGUCAUGGCAGCACUGGUGGUCAACUUCUUCUUUUUGCUCAACAUCCUCCGCGUGCUCGUGAAGAAACUGAAGGAAAGCCAGGAGGCGGAAUCCCACAUGUACCUGAAGGCAGUGCGGGCCACUCUGAUCUUGGUGCCCCUGCUGGGCGUCCAGUUUGUCGUCCUUCCCUGGAGGCCUUCCACCCCACUGCUUGGGAAGAUCUACGACUACGUGGUGCACUCUCUGAUCCACUUCCAGGGAUUCUUCGUUGCGAUUAUCUACUGCUUCUGCAACCACGAGGUUCAGGGAGCCCUGAAGCGCCAGUGGAACCAAUACCAGGCCCAGCGCUGGGCUGGCCGCCGCUCCACCCGGGCCGCCAACGCUGCGGCCGCCACUGCCGCUGCCGCCGCCGCCCUGGCCGAGACUGUGGAGAUCCCUGUCUACAUCUGCCACCAGGAGCCGAGGGAGGAACCCGCCGGCGAAGAGCCGGUCGUGGAGGUGGAGGGUGUUGAGGUCAUCGCCAUGGAAGUCCUCGAGCAAGAGACAUCUGCCUGAACGUGACGCAAAUACAGCAUCGUGAUCACUGAGUCCUCACUUCCCGGGAGAAAGACCAACCUUGCAUCCAAAAUGAUUUCCAUCCUCCCCGGGGGCAACAUCUCAUUUGUGAGAAUUAUUCAGUGAAUUUUUCCAUCGUGAACCUGAAGUAAGUUUUACUUGGUACUCUUGCUACGGGAGACAGUCUCGGAAUGGAGUCUCCCUCUGCAACCCUUGUGAACUCCUGUGAAUUCCAUCUUUCAUCCAGGACUGAGAUACAAAUGUCAGAGUAAAGCAAGCAAAGAUCCAAGUAAAACGUAAUUCAAGUUGACCUAGUUCAGAAGCAGGGUGCUCCUUGUUAACCUUGAGCCAUUUAUACCUUUGAAAAAUCAAAAUCACCGUCAGUAUUUUUUUUUUUUCUUUUUAACUCUAAACUUUGAAUUAGGAUAUUUCUAUUUGGCUAUGGAUCUGAUUUUUAAUUUUUUUUUAAUUUCAACCAAUCCUGAUGUUACUCAAAUGUUUUACCAUUCACAAAUCACAACGUGACCUCCCCAAGACAAAGUGGCUAUCUAAUAGACAGACACACUAGGUGUGCAGGGAAAAGAACUGCAUAUGGCAGGAGGAAGUAAUGCUUUUGAAUGAAAAAAAAUUUAGAGUUCAAGUUUGCCAAUUUGUUACUGGGUUUACUAAUAUUGUCCGCUCAGCUUGGUUUUGGAUUAUCCUGUCUGUUGGGCAGGCCCCGACUGCAGUAAAGAAUUGGCUUUCAAGUUGAAUGUGCUUUAGUGACUAACAUUUAAAAAUUUGGAGGUCACAAAGAAUCCAUCACCAAAUUUUUCACAAAAACUGCCAAAAAGAUAAUUCCUAGUGUAAAAGAAUACCUACUUACUCUGGGAAAGAGAGUUUUCCAAUUUCCUAAACUCCAGAAUUUAUAAAGCAAAUCACUCUAAGGUUUAUAAAGCAAAUUACCUCUUGCCCUUGGGUGCUAUCUAGCAGUAAAAGAUAAAUUUGUUUAAGACUGGUAAUUAAAAGACUCCAUAUAAGUCCAUUAACUGCUUUCCACCCAGCUUCAAAGCUUAACAAGAUCUCAGCCUUUUCCAGGAAGAUUCAGUAGGACUAAUUAGAAAUCAGUUUGUAGUUGACCUCUUGUUUUCUGCUAUUAGUGAAACAGGAGGGGGGAAAAUUGUAGCUGCUUCAAAUUUAACUGUAUACUAGUUCAUUGAAAAUAAAAGUAGAGUUCCUCAUUAAAAUCCAAUAUUAUAUUCCCAUAGCUCCCUUUACCUCCUUCAAUAUAAAAAUCUCCAAAAAUCCUGAAUAGACCAAUAUCACUACUAGCACCUGAAAUUAAUUUGUGAAUUUGCAACAGGAAUCAGUUACCAUUGUUUCAUCUGUAUGCUAAAUGAGGGGCUGCAUUGAAGCCCUCCACAUCUCACAUGUCAUCUUUGUAUCUUCUGCUACUGCCUUUCAGAGAUGAUCUAGUUUUGGAAAGACAAAAAAAAAAAAAAAAAAAAAAAAAAAAUAGAGAUUUGUUCUGGUUGUAUUUUUGGUGCACUUAAAGAAAAUUAUAUUCUUUCAGAGAAAAUGUAUUUUGGAUACUAAAGAUUAAGCCUAUUUUACUUGAACGUCAGGGAAGAUUUGAAAAGAGGGUAUUUUUCCAAUUACAAUGUUUAUGUAGUAGUAAUCCUAUUUUUGUUUACAAAUGUGGAAAACAGAGUAUUUCUGGCAGCUGUAGUACAAAUGUGAUAAUAUAUUGCUGAAAUAUUCUUGAUGCUCUUGUGCUAAUAUAGUAGUGGCUGAAGAAAACCAAACAGCUUACUAUAGAAUUGUGCACAGUGCCAAAAUUAUGUGAAAUGCUUCUGCUAUCUACAUGUAUGAAUUAAUACAGAGUAUGUGAUAAGCAAAA